AGAGAUCACUCAUCUACUUCAAGCGUUUACUUCGACUGAGCGUCUUCGCUCCCGACCGUAUCAAAGUUUCAACAUUCAUGUUCGAUAACUGACCUUCACUUGCUUUCAAAUAGUUCUGCAGAUAUUCUGGGUACCGCGACGCACUAGGCUUAUUUUCAACCCGACUUCUCUUCCUGUGACAAGUGUUGCACCUUGGAGGUCCAAACUCUCACAAGCAUGACUUCUCCAAGCUAUGAAAUGUCUAAUUUUGCUAACCCUUCGCCUCCACAUGACAUACGACGCUCUCUAGGUGGCAGUUUCUCAUCUGUAUACGACUCGCCUUAUUCUACUGCACGUCGAAGAUCUCCGUCUCCUGGUCCAUCUUCGAGGAGAUACGCCCCAUACGAUAGUUAUAUCCCCCGUGGGGGACCUAGCUAUCGUAGUGAUGAUCAUGCGAACAAUUACAGGCCAAAUACAUGGAGAGCAGAACGCUACAACAGCCGCAGUCCAUCCCCAGAUCGUUACGACCGGUCUCGUCCUAUGGAACCGCGCUUCUGGGAUUCCGGUUCCCGCUGGCAGUCGACUUGGCCAGAUCGAAGAUCCUCUCCGAGCCCACCACCACUACGGGAAAAACUUCGCAGAGAUACCAUGGCAGAACGAAUGUUUGAGCCAUCAGAGUCCUGGAAACAAUCACACGUCGAUCGAUCCUCCCGAUACGAAGUGUUGGAGCCCCCAAAUCCAAGGUUUCCGGAUUAUCGUGCCCGUCCUGCACGAGAUUACUCUCCUGAGAAGUCACCAACGUAUCCUCCCGUUCAUGGUGAUACUUAUCGUCCUUACCCUGGUGGUCAAAGCUACCGAGAACCACACGUACCUGUUCGGUCAGAUUCAUACAGACCACAAUAUGACGAUAGGCGGUCCCCGCACUUAGGUGAUAAACCGAACGCAGAUGCUUACUAUGCGCGUCGACCAUCCAGUCAUUAUGAUCAUGAUGACACCCGGUCUUCGACUUCCAUUGCUAGCACACCGCCUCGCCAUGCCGUUAACUCUCCUCCCCCAGACCCACCUAUCACCGAUCGUGAUGCCCGCAGACAUUCACCAUCUUGCAGACGUGCGUCACCCGCCCAUUCCGUAGCACGAUCUAGAGCAUCCUCGAUAUCUUCCGAACCCCCACUUAAAAGAUUAAAGUCGAGAUCUUCAUCCCGAUCAUCUGCUUCUUCUCGAGAUGAUGAAUCUGCUGUCUCCGCGCGUAAUGGUCUUAAGGAUAUCGUGUCAUCGAGACCACAUCGAGCUAGCACAAUUCAACAAGCACCCAUGCAUGUGUUGUCGCGAGGUCCUGAUCGACCUGGUUUCACGCCGAACACUUCUGCUGGAAAGGGUUCUAUACACCCUGAGCCUCUACCCCAUGAGUUGCCGCACGUGGGUGCCAAACCGGUCCAUCCUAUGAUGAACGGUGAGCUUAAUGGUCCGCCUUUGGCAUCGAACUUCCCGCGUUCUCCACCAAGUUUAUUGUCAGGAGAAGAUAUUGAGAUGUCUCCUCCUGGGCUUAUUUCUUCUCAUGCUCUCCCUAGUGACGUGGACUUCGUUUUUUUGGGAGAUUCAGCUGGCAAAGGGACUGAAACGCAAACCAACCAAACAUCCCCUCUUUUCGUUGAAGUGCAUGCCCAGCCCGUUAGUCCGGCUGUGCCCAGUCCUGCUUUGAAAUCCGUGGGGGUGGCUGUCAAUGACUCGCCGGCGUCCGCGACAGUGGCUCCUUCACCAGAAUCAAGAACGUCGGAGAAAGAUAUUGAUGCCGACUCCCCACGAACAUUAUCAGGAGACACUCCCUUGCUAAAGUCUGUUCCACAAAUCAUUACUACCAAGUCGGCUGGCAGUCCAUCUCAUGCCGAGGCAAGAGAACAAUCUUUGACUCCUGCACUUGACGUAGAACAGCCCGCAACGUGGUUUUAUGGUCGUCCAUCUUUUGCAGAUUCGGCCGCGAAAGCCCUCCGUUUUGUAGUCCUAACGAGGCUUCAAUGUGAUCGUCAGACGCGCGAUGAGCGUGUUGUUCCGGUUCUUAGGGCCAAUCGGGCGAUUCGCGAGCCUUCUCUGCCUUCGCCAAUUGACGCGCAAGACAAGCUGUUUCAGGAAUUUGCAGCUGAUCCAAGUCAUCAGGACAGACUGGCUUCUCAGUCCGUCAGAACGUCCUUAACAGCGCACUUCCUAGAGCGAGAAACAGCCCUUCAGGAAAAGCAGCGGAAGCUGAGAGAAGAGUAUCUUGAACUACAUCAGCAAUGGAUAGCCCAAUGUGCUCGGCUCGAUAACGUGUCAAAAGGCGGUCUACCUGAGGAAUUUAUGCCAGCUUCUGCGGGCGGCAGGUCAACCAGACGAUCGGCUGCCGUUUUGGGCGAUGCUGUUCGCUCUGAUCUCGAGAUGGAGCAGAUCAUUGCGAAUCUUGGGAUGGAGGAGCUGACGGAUCCAAGUUACUUGGCGAUCAAGAACGUCGCAAAGAUACCGGAUAUGGUUUCUGUCGUCGAUGGCUGUGGACCAUACUAUUACGACGAUACGAACAAUCUCGCGGACGACCCCGCGGAGUUCUACAGCUCAUCUUCGGCUCUUGACCUCUGGACGGAAGAGGAGCGCAUUGUCUUCAAGGAGAAAUAUGCUGCCCAUCCGAAGCAAUUCGGACUUAUUGCUCAACAUCUGCCCAAUAAGACUGCCGCUCAAUGCGUCACAUACUACUACUUGCACAAGCCACACGUCGACUUCCGUAAGGCUAUUGCACAGUACGGUGCAGGUCGACGCCGGAGGAAUGGCAGGGGAGCGAACAAGCAGAAAGGCAACGCGCUGCUUGCAGAUAUUCGCCGCCAUGACGAUGAAGUAUUGGCUGCCCACCCCACCUCUUCGGCUGUACCCAGCAAGCGUAGGAGGGCAGCUAUACUGCGAGCCAAUAUUGAACCUAGGAGAAACCAGUCUCGCCGGGGUACUGUCCAGCCUGACCAGACCCCGACGUCUUCUGGGACAACACCAGAUCCCGAAGCAGAUGAGCAGAAGCGCCGGCGGCGCUCCACUGCGGUUGCGCGUUCGUCAGGUCUUGCUCAAGAAGAGGCUGAACCUACUGAACCAGACGUUGAGGCUCCACCUCCAAAGCAAACUAGAAGAACCCGGAAGCCAAGAGCGCGCGCAGUCCCCACCCCGUCAGAGGAAGCCACCCCCGCUCCAGAACCCCUCGAUUAUUGCAAAUCGUCGUCGAUGCCGAUACCAUGGUCUAAAGACGACAAAAGUUUGUUCCUUGAGCUUCUAUCUCAACAUGGUGAUAAUGUGCACCACAUCGCUGCCUCCAUGCCUCACAAGGUCCGUGGUGAUCUGGUAGCAGGCUGUGGCGCCGCUUAGCUUGUCUGUCAGACUGCAGGGCAAGUCAGCCGU
This is a messenger RNA of Suillus clintonianus, 3381 nucleotides long. RefSeq lists its product as uncharacterized. The record is from RefSeq and is a predicted model, not a curated record. The transcript has 6 exons. Gene Ontology annotation, cellular component: Set3 complex. Bases 217 to 3348 code for a protein of 1043 amino acids. NCBI's taxonomy places the organism in Eukaryota, Fungi, Basidiomycota, Agaricomycetes, Boletales, Suillaceae. Gene Ontology annotation, biological process: regulation of transcription by RNA polymerase II.